UAGUGCUGCCAUUGUGCAAUACUGGUUGUCUGUGAGUAGAUAAUUAUAGACUAUUGUUUCAUUCAUUCAGUUCAGUUGAGCUAGCUAUUUUAGUACAUCAUUGUACAUCGGGUUUUCUUGUGCUAUAAUGUCAGUCACCUUGUUAAAGGAGGUUAUACUGCCAGCAGCUUGUUCAAAAAACGGAUUCAAGUUAAUUGAAUGCUCAUUGGAUUCUGAAUACAAAGGAGGAGACCAGUUUCAAUCUAACGUUGUGUUUGUAACAGCCACAGUACUGGAGGGAAGUAACAAAAAGGACCUCCCAUUGGUGGUAAAAUUUGAACCUUUUGACAAAGAAAUACAAAGAGAGCUGAGAACAGCUAUUCAAUUUCACAACGAGGUAUUAGUGUACAACGAUCUAUUACCAUUGUUAAAUAAAUAUAAUAAGAUUACACAAAUAUUCCCAAAAUUUUACCAUGGUAUAAGUACAUUGACUUUGCCCGAAGACGAUGUAAUAGUCAUUGAAGACUUGAGACCUAAGGGCUUUCAAAUGGCAAAGCAACGUGUAAUGUUGGACUACGAACAUUUGAAGUUGGCAAUGGAAAAGUUAGGAAUUUACCACGCUUUGUCAUACAUAACAAAACAAGAGAGACCAGAUGAAUUUUACAAUUUGGUAAAAAAUCUGAAGGAACCCACCUGGUUAGAUGAUGGUUUGGUAAUUUCCCCAGUCAUCAAGCAUGCCUUCCACAGAGCAAUGGAUCCUUUGAUAGCAGCUGAUAAACAUUCUGCGAUAUUGCAAAAAGUACUCUCCCGAGUGGACGAAAGCGUGGUGAAAUUCCUCCUGGAACUAGUUCAUCCUGAAGAACCUCUGGCUGUCUUGUGUCAUGGUGAUUUCAACAGGAACAAUAUGCUCUUUAAGUACAACCAGGACGUCCCUGAGAGUGUAAGGUUCUUCGACGUCGCCACUGCUCGAUACUCUUCACCAUCAAUCGACAUUGCGUUCCUCCUCUUCAUGAAUGCCACCAAGGAAGUAAGGUCAGCUCACUGGGAUGAUUUACUCUCAGUCUACCACCAGUCUUUGAUCAAUAAUCUUGGUGCCAUUCAUGGACCUUCGAUGCAACAAUUACAAGAAGAGAUGAGGCUGAAAGGAGUCUACGGUUACGUUCACGCGUCGUUCUUCCUCCCCAUGAUGCUGUUUGAGAGCGACUUUACAAUGGAUGAUCUUUUGAACUUGUCUCCAGAGGAAGUUGCAGUGAAGCAGGCUAAGAUUGGAGGAGAAGAAGGAACAAAGAUGUUGAUGGAACUGGUGGAGGAGCUGGUUAGUAGAGGAUGUCUCACUUUGGAUCAUCCGUUUUUGAUGCAGUAAGAAAUAUAGUCUUGUUUUAUGUGAACAAUGGCUUCAAUUAAUUUUAUGUUUUUAAAAAUUUGCAAAAAUAUGUUUGACCAUCAAUGUAAUUUAAUUUCCUGUAAAGAAAGACCGAUUUUCCAAUCUUCUUUAAGAAAGUGAUAUAUAAUUUUUGAAAAUUAAGUAUAAUUU
Macrosteles quadrilineatus (aster leafhopper) is the source of this 1513-nucleotide messenger RNA. RefSeq lists its product as uncharacterized. The coding region runs from base 128 to 1342 and encodes 404 amino acids. The record is from RefSeq and is a predicted model, not a curated record. The transcript has a single exon. NCBI's taxonomy places the organism in Eukaryota, Metazoa, Arthropoda, Insecta, Hemiptera, Cicadellidae.